Molecule: messenger RNA, 1358 nt
Organism: Didymodactylos carnosus
Lineage: Eukaryota; Metazoa; Rotifera; Eurotatoria; Philodinida; Philodinidae
Source: the annotation of a GenBank genome assembly
AAAAACUACGUAAUCAAUUAUGUCCAAAAUUAAAUAAAUCAGAAUUAGGUCAUUAUCAUGGUCACCUAAACCACAUAAAGUAAAUUUAUGUCAAUCAAUAUAUUAAUAUAUUAAUAUUUAUUCUUUUUCUUUUCUUACAGCCUGAAACACCAUUGCGACCUAUAGUGGCAUGUAUCCAUGCACCUGCAACACCGGCAUCGAAAUUAUUGAAUGAUCUUUUAGCACCAAUAUUUAUAACUGUUAAUCGUAAAUAUACAUUUAUUAAUGAUAUCGAUGUUAUUCGACAACUAGAAAAAUACGCUACAGAUGGUUAUCUUACAUCAACAACAAAAUUUAUUACUAUCGAUGUUGAAAAUCUUUAUACAAUGAUACCACGAGAAGGCGCAUUAGCAUCAUUGGCUCUAUUUUGUAUUAAAUAUUCUCUCCAUGGCAAAAUUGGCACAUUUACAAUUGAUCAUAUUAUGAAAGUGGCUCGUUUAAUUUUGGAUACUAACUGUUUUGCUUAUAACAAUAAAUAUUAUAAACAAAUUCGUGGUGGAGCUAUGGGUUCAGCAUUUACACAAGUAUUAGCAAAUAUAUAUAUAUAUAUUAAUGAUAUCUUUAUGACAACAAAUAAAACCAUUGAUGAAAUUCAUUUUGAACUUGAAAAAGCAAAAAACAAAGAUAUCAAUAUUAAAAUUGAACCCAAAAUAAGUACAUCUGUUCAUUUUCUCGAUGUAACUAUUACAAAUGAUAAUGGUCAAUUAAGAACAUCUAUUUUCCAUAAACCAACUGCUGAACCUUGUAUUUUACCAUAUACCUCAGAUCAUCCCCGUCAUAUACAUCGAAAUAUUCCAUAUGCAGCAUUACUACGUGCAGCUCGCAUCUGUUCACAUGUCAAUGAUUUCAAUUCAGAAUGUACUCGUAUUGAUAUAUCCUUAUUAUUAAAUAGCUAUCCACCGCAUUUUAUUACUCAACACUUCAACCGAUUUUUUCAUCUAAAUAAUGCAAUGCCUGUAUUCAAUCACUUAAAUGAACACCUCUAUUCCCGUUUACAUCAAAAUUUAUUAUAUCAACCGACACGUCGUGACAAACAACUUCAAAUCAUGACACAAGAUCCAAUUAGAACACCAGUCGUAUUACAAGAAAAGAUAUGGAAUCGAAAAUUGAUGUUUCCACGUUAUUUAUUCGAUACUGGACUGACAAUCAACUUUCGAAAAGAAUUCAGCAAAUGGUGGAAAGCUUUCUAUGCAUUCCCAGGAUCACCAGUUGAACAAGUUAAAGUACGAUUAAUCGCUAAUACCAAUCGUACCCUUGAAAAUAUGUUCAUACAUAAAAAACUUCCACGAGAAAUGUUAACCAAAAUGGAAGCACGAUGA